AUGACAUCUGUGAUUCCUAAAUUCGAAGAUUUCGAUAUUUUUCCAGAUACCGGAUUCUUGCCUAAUAAACUUCCGCUCGAGAGAUUGCCGCAAAAUUAUUACCAACCAUGGGAAAAUCUUAUAAACAAUUUGCCAGCUUUAAUUCUUACAAAGAGGAUUAGGAAACUAAUUGAUGACGACUUCCCCUUACUCUCUACCGAGCAAUUGAGCUGUGUUGAGGAAUAUAGGAGAGCCUACCAAUGCUUGACAUUUUUAGCACAUGGGUACAUAUGGGGUGCCGAUAUCGCAAUUGAUAAACUCCCACAGAAUUUAGCAAAGCCAUUACUUGAAGUUAGCGAAUACUUGGGAUUACCACCUUUAGGUACAUAUGCUGGUUUAUGUUUGUGGAACUUUAAGGAAAUUAUUCCAUCCAAAGGUGCUGGUUCUCUUACUGAUGGAAAAGGGUUCGAUUUGAAUAACUUGACCACCAUCAACACAUUCACAGGAUCCAUCGAUGAGUCGUGGUUUUAUCUUGUCAGUGUGUAUUUUGAACAAGAAGGUGCUCAAAGUAUGAAGUUGGGCUUAGAAAUCUUGAGAUUAAUUGAGCAAGGUGGAAACGAACGUAAAAACAUUGAGCAGAUUUCGAGACUUUUGCAAGAGUUGGCAGAAAACAUUGACUACCUUGGUUCAGUUUUGAUGAAGAUGGAAGAAAUGUGUGAUCCUCAUGUGUUCUACUUCAGAAUACGGCCAUAUUUGGCUGGAUGGAAGGGAAUGAACGACUUGGGAUUGAACAAAGAUGGUGUCUUGUAUGGAGAUGAACCAGAAAGAAGAAAUUUUGCAGGAGGAUCGAAUGCUCAAUCGUCAUUUCUUCAAUUUUUGGACAUUCUUUUGGGUGUUCGUCACUAUUCUACAGGAGAAAGAGAAAAAACAGUAAUCGGUCAACCUAACGUAAGCAACAAGGGCCCUUCUAGUGCAUUUAUGGAUGAAAUGAGAAAUUACAUGCCCCAGAAGCAUAGAGAAUUCUUGGAAAGGCUUCAAAUUGUCGCCAACAUCAAACAAUUUGUAGAUGCGAAUAUGGAUAGACACCCAGAGCUUGUUUUGAGUUAUGAUGCCUGCUUAGCUAUGCUUAAGGCUUUCAGAGAUAAACACAUUCAAAUUGUGACGAGAUAUGUGGUGCUCCAGGCCAGACAAAAGGAUAAGAUGGGGUCUUCUACGACCAUGAGGUCUGGUUUAGCCAAAAAGGGAAUAGCAGAGAAGGGUACCGGGGGCACUUCAUUAUUGCCAUUCUUGAAACAAUGCAGAGAUGAAACUGGUGAUCCUGCUGCAGGUACAUGGGGUAAGCGUAUUCUUACAGAUGGGGUGAUGAGACUUAAGUAUUCCAAGAGUAAUGGAGUGAAUGAGGAAUGA
Dujonia railenensis is the source of this 1386-nucleotide messenger RNA. Lineage: Eukaryota; Fungi; Ascomycota; Pichiomycetes; Serinales; Debaryomycetaceae. The record is from the annotation of a GenBank genome assembly.